ACAGGCAAAGACAUGAGCGUGAUUGUAGAAGUUGAAAAAUUACCUCCAAAAGCGAGCAACUUUGAACGUACUGCUCUAAUCCAAUAUCGCUUAACGAUAAAUAAAUGCUCGCCAUUAUGUCCUCUGAAAAAUGUUCAUUGCAAGAAAUUCUGCAGCACCGUUUUACCCUUGAAACACGUUCAGUUCAUGGAGGACAUCAAAAAUCUCGAAAUUUACCGAGACGACAUUUGGGUCAUUACUUUUCCAAAAUGCGGAACAACUUGGGCUCAAGAAGCAAUUUGGCAGAUUUACAAUGGCGUCGAUUUGGACUCGGAAAAGUCGAAGGAAUCGCUUCGAACGAGAUUUCCUUUUAUGGAAUUUGCAUCGUUAAUUCCGGAUCAAAGCAAAAACUGGAUUGAUCAAGUGAGGAAUUCGCCUCGCCCGAGAUUUAUCAAGUCUCAUUUGCCAAUUUGUUUUCUUCCGGAGAACUUGUGGACGACAGCGAGGAAGAUAAUUUACGUCGCUCGUGAACCUAAAGAUGUUGCGGUUUCAUAUUUUCAUCAUUAUAGUAACCUUCGAACUUAUAAAGGGACUUCUGAGGAGUUUUUUGAACUUUUUCUCGAUGGAAUGGUUGAAGACGGAUGUUAUUGGACUCAUUUGGAACAAUUUAGCUUCAUUCGUCAUUUAAGAAACUUUAAAUUUAUCAAGUUCGAAGACAUGAAAAGAGAUCUAAAAGGAGUUCUUGUCGACUUAGCGAAAUUUCUGAAAAAAGAUCUUUCUGAAGAGCAAAUUGAACGUUUACUCAAACAUUUGAGCUUCAAUUCAAUGCGAAAUAAUCCAGCAGUUAAUUACUCUUUAAUGGCAGAUGCGAGUCAUGAUGAUGAUCGAGAUGAACGUUGCAAGAAAACUGGAUUUAAUUUCAUUAGAAAAGGCGAAAGUCAAUGCUUUAAAGAUGAAAUGUCGCCGGAAUUUGUUCAAAGAUUUGAUGAAAAAACCAACGAAAUAUUUGGUUCUUAUGAAGAUUUGUAAAAAAUCCUAAAAAUAUGCAAUAAAACUCAUUUUUAAAAAAUUUAAGGCGACGCCUUAAAAUUUUAAGACUUUGCCUUAAAUUUGUGAGACGAAU
This is a messenger RNA of Culicoides brevitarsis, 1102 nucleotides long. Its product is annotated as luciferin sulfotransferase-like. Gene Ontology annotation, cellular component: cytoplasm. The record is from RefSeq and is a predicted model, not a curated record. Gene Ontology annotation, molecular function: sulfotransferase activity. Gene Ontology annotation, biological process: sulfation. The transcript has 2 exons. The coding region runs from base 13 to 1008 and encodes 331 amino acids. NCBI's taxonomy places the organism in Eukaryota, Metazoa, Arthropoda, Insecta, Diptera, Ceratopogonidae.